AUGUCCUUGUCCAAGAACCUCACCAAGAAGUGCCCCGACCCUGGCGCUCAGAAGCACACCUCUGCUGUCACCAUGAAGUGUCUCCUGCUCGCCCUGGGCCUGGCCCUUAUCUGCAGCAUCCAUGCCAUCUACCCAGCCAAGAGAAACGUGGAUGUGCAGAAGCUGUCAGGGCCCUGGUACACUGUGAUGUUGGUCACCAACAACCGGGCCCUCCUGGAGAAGGAAGACGCCCCUCUGAGAAUGUCUGUCAAGGAUGUGCAGCCCACCCCCGAGGGCAACAUGGAGAUCUUCAUGGUCAAGAGGGAGAACGACAGGUGUGUGGAGAAGAAGAUCAUUGCCCAGAAAACCGAGAUCCCUACUGAGUUCAGUACCAGAUGUAUGAAAGCAUCUGUGCACCAUCGAGAAGACCUGGAUGAAAACAAGAUGUUUGUGAUAGACACCGACUACUCAAACUUCCUGGUCUUCUGCCUGGAGAGCACCAUCGCCCCCAAGCAGAACGUGGUGUGCCAGUGUCUGGCCAGGACCCAGAAUGCCGAUGCCAAGGUCGUGGAAAAAUGCAACCAGGUCCUCAAGUCCCUGCACCUGCAGAACCAGUUCACCCUGGACUUCACCCAGAAGGAAGCUCAGAAGCACACCUCUGCUGCCACCAUGAAGUGUCUCCUGCUCGCCCUGGGCCUGGCCCUUGUCUGCAGCAUCCAUGCCAUCUACCCAGCCAAGAGAAACGUGGAUGUGCAGAAGCUGGCAGGAGCCUGGAAGACUGUGAUGAUGGUCACCAACAACCGGGCCCUCCUAGAGAAGGAAGAUGCCCCUCUGAGAAUGUCCGUCAAGGAGGUGCAGCCCACCCCCAAAGGCAACAUGGAGAUCUUCCUGGUCAACAGGGAGAACAACAGAUGUGUGGAGAAGAAGAUCGUUGCCCAGAAAACCGAGAUCCCUGCUGAGUUCAGUACCAAAUACCUGGAUGAAAACAAGAUGGUUGUGAUAGACACCGACUACUCAAACUUCCUGGUCUUCUGCCUGGAGAGCACCAUCGCCCCCAAGCAGAACGUGGUGUGCCAGUGUCUGGCCAGGACCCAGAAUGCCGACGCCAAGGUCGUAGAGAAGUGCAACCAGGUCCUCAAGUCCCUGCACCUGCAGAACCAGUUCACCCUGGACUUCACCCAGAAGGAAGAGCUGGGCUGUCGCCGCAGAGAGCUGGUGGCUCUGGCCCAGGACACUCCUCCGGCUCAGCAAACAUUUUGA
Molecule: messenger RNA, 1239 nt
Organism: Chrysochloris asiatica (Cape golden mole)
Lineage: Eukaryota; Metazoa; Chordata; Mammalia; Afrosoricida; Chrysochloridae
Exons: 13
Coding region: 1-1239 (412 amino acids)
Molecular function (GO): small molecule binding
Source: RefSeq, a predicted model, not a curated record